AUGGCUCAAACACAAACAAUGCUUUAUAGCCAGCUGCUCGAACACCAUCGUACAUCCAAUCGAGGGCACAGAAACCAUGCCGUACCGUCUCCGGGUCCAGACGAGGUGUUGGUCAGCUUGAAAUUCUCGGGCCUCUGUCACUCCUCCCUUCAUUCAUGGAAAGGAAAUUUGUCUACUAGGAAACGAAAUUGUGUUGAUGGCCACGAGGGCACAGGCAUCAUUACAGCUAUCGGAAAUGAGGUGAAUGGUCUUAGAGUGGGUGAUCAUGUCGGGGUACAGUGGAUCAAUAAAACCUGCGGAAUCUGUGACGCAGAUAAACGGUCAGAUUUUGCCUCGUGUCCACACGCUCGGAUGACGGGGUACUCAGUUGAUGGGACCUUUGAUGAAUAUUGUACCAUUCAAGCAUGUCAUGCUGUGCGCAUUCCGAAACAGUUUCCCCUUGACACUGUGGCCCCGAUAAUCUGCGCCGGAACUACAUGCUUCAGGGCUGUACAGGAGAGUGGUGCAGAGGCGGGUGAUACUGUGGCUAUCGUCGGGCCCCCAGGUGGGCUAGGGUCAUUGACUUGCCAAUAUGCCAAGGCCCGUGGCUGUCGAGUCCUGGCCAUAUCUAGUGGAGAGGAUAGUGAGCUUCUUUACAAGCAGAAAAUUGGUGUUGAUUUCUACGAGGAUUACCGAAGCCCUAAGAAUGUCGCCGCUGAAGUCCAAGGGAUUACCGGUGGUGGACCGGAUGCUGCCAUUUUGAUAGAGGGGACCGAGACGCUCCUCAAGAGCGCACUUCAGUACGUGCGACCCAGAGGAACGGUGGUUGUUGUGGGUUUGCCUCCAGGCGCUCCAGUCGGCAUGGAUCUGUCGAAUUUGAUGUCGAAGAUGGCGCAUAUCAAAGUUUCUCCUGUUGGAGGAACUCGAGAGCAAAUAGAAGAGGCUAUGCAUAUUCUCAUAAAGGAGAGGUUCUACCAGCCAUGUCACGUUCUGGGCCUUGACCAACUUCCUCAAACCCUCAAAAUCAUGCAGAGAGACAAUCCUAAGGAGAUCUCCCCUGAGGCGACUUUGGCCUAUGGUGGCCAAUUGCUCGGUGAGGCGGUCAUUAAAAUACCUGAUUCAGAAAUUAUUCCCAUGCAUCAAAAGCCAGUCGAGCCACCAAAACCUCAACCAACCUUCUACCAAAAGAACUACAACAUUGGUACCUUCUUAGCCUACCGGAUGGAGGAGCUUGGCAUCUGCGAGUAUUUUGUUGUACCCGGGGACUCCAAUCUUUUCCUUUUGGAUAACCUCCUGAAGAACCCCAACCUUCGCAUGGUGGGAUGUUGCAACGAGCUAAACGCCGGCUAUGCUGCAGAUGGGUACGCUCGCCUUUCACCAACCCGAAUUGCAGUUGUUGUGGUACCCUACAUUGUAGGCAGCCUGUCUGUUCUCAAUGCCGUAUCAGGGGCCUGUUCGCAAAAUAUCAAAUUGAUUGUCCUCGCUGGCUGCCCAGCCACGAAUCUGCUCGAUAGCGGCAAGUUCUUGCAUCAUACCCCUACUACGAGGAACAAAGAUCAAGGUCUCCAAGCAUUCCAAGGGGUCACGGCUACAUCUGUCCGCUUAGAGUCCGCGGAGACCGCUGUGGAUGUGUUGGAUGAGACUAUAGGCAAAUGCCUUGACUCAUCUCUGCCGGUCUAUAUUGAGGUGCCCAAUGAUCUUGCUUCUGCUGCUUGUGCCCAUCCGUCGCCACUGGGCAGGAAGGUUGGCGCGAGAAGUGACCCACAUAUGUUGAAAGAGGCCGUGGAUACAAUUACAGAUAUUUGGAACUCAUCUCACAAGCCCGUGCUUAUACUUGGAAGCUUCGCACGUCGAUCCCUCUAUCAUGAUCAUGUCGAACUCCUAGCCGACAAGCUUGGAUGUGCGGUUCUUUGUCAACCGGAUGGCCGUUGCAUCAAAGAGUCCCACCCACAAUACUGUGGUCAGUUCUGGGCCGGAAUGACAAACCCUGAAGGCGAGCAUUUUGUUAUGGACUCAGACCUUUGGCUCGUCAUCGGAGGAAACUGGUCCGAACUCCAUACCCUUAGGGCGGAUGUUAACCAAGAAAAGCACCGCAUGAUCAGCGUGGGCAAAGACUGGGUUGAACUACCCGAUGGAAGGUGCAUUGAGCCUGUGAAAAUUCGUACACUGGUGGCGCAUCUGAUUCAGUCCGACAUGGAUUCGAAGAACGAAUCUGUCCCUCGACCGAAGCCGGUACUUGGCUGUUUGCCUCCUGAUGGGCCAGAAAACUUACAAGCACCCGUGACUCUGAAGAGCGUCAUGAGCGGUAUCCAAGAGCUUAUUAAAGAGUACGAUACAUUGCUCUGUGAUGCAGGAGAAUCUUGGUUUGUCGCCAAUCAUAUUCUACUGCCUCCUGGAGCAGACUGUCAGAUUCAAUUUCCUUACUGCUCAAUUGGAUGGGCAUUGCCGGCUGGAUUUGGGGCUCAGCUUGGUCGCACGCGGGGUCGAUCAAUCAUCCUCAUCGGGGAUGGGGGAUUUCAGAUGACGGCACAAGAACUCAGUACCAUGAUCUAUCAGAAGGUGAACCCGGUCAUCUUUGUGUUUAAUAAUUUGGGGUACAAGAUCGAGACUGCUGUCCAUGAUGGGCCGUAUAACUACAUUGCCAACUGGGAUUACGCCAAAUUGGCUAGUGUUCUCUCUGCAAAACCACAUUCUCCAUCUCAUAAUCCAUAUGCUAGGGAGGCAGAGGACGAACUAGAGGGAAAUUCCCUGAUGUUUUCUAUGCAGGUCAGGACACGCGAGGAUCUGAAACUAGUCCUGAACAGAGUGGAUGAGGAGCCCGAUAAGCUCGCCUUUAUAGAACUUUGUAUCCAGCCUGAUGACAAGACUAGCGAGCUUGAACAGCUUGGAAACAUGGUUGCAAAGCAGUAUACAAAAGAGCAAUCAGAAACAGAGAGUCCUGCCACAGAAACAGACAAGGAAACGAAGGCUGAUCCCAAAGAUGUCCCGAGUUAUUAUUCUGGAAUAUCAUCCGCCUGCUUCGAGAAAAGCGUCCCGAAACGUCCAAAUAAGGCCCCCGUGCCUCUAUCACAUGAAAUUGACGGAGAAAAUGAUCACAAGGACCUUCUCGCUUCACGCCUUAGCAUCACGUUCUCGUCAGACCCCAAGCCACUACCGGCUCCAGACACCCCCGAGGCUGCGCCUUAUAGAGCCUGUACAGACCAUAUGAUACAGGCCCGGUGGACUGCAGAGAAAGGCUGGGAAAGCCCAGGCCUUGUCCCCUACGGUUCUCUUCCCAUAUCGCCCAUUGCAAGUACGCUCCAUUACUCUACGCAGUGCUUUGAAGGAAUGAAGGUCUAUCGGGGUUACGACGGCAAACUGCGACUUUUCCGACCAACCCUCAACUGCGAACGUAUGUUAUCUUCUGCCGAGCGUAUUUGCUUACCCCGAUUCGAUCCCCACGAACUCCUCCUUUUGAUUCACGCGAUCUGUGCUGUCGAAGCCCCAAAAUGGCUAGCAGAAGACCGAGCAGGUCAGUGCCUGUACAUCCGGCCUGCCUUCCUCGGUACGAGCGAGGGCUUAGGCCUGAAUACUCCACAGGAAGCUCUUCUGUACAUUGUGCUUUCAUAUGCGCUCAGCCCGUCUGCCGGCCCAUCUAGCACACCAAAGGCCCUGCGCCUCUGGUCCAGCACCGAAAAUAUGGUCCGAGCCUGGCCCGGAGGAACCGGACAUGUGAAGGUUGGCGCCAACUACGGCCCAUCUGUCCCUGCGCAGAACAAAGCCCACAAGCUGGGCUACGACCAAGUCUUAUGGCUCUUUGGUCAAGAUCGCCAGGUCACAGAAUCAGGAGCUGCCAAUUUCUUCGUGAUCUGGGAGACCAUAGAUGGAAGACUACAGCUGGUGACUGCUCCUCUCCAAGACCAGCUUGUCCUUCCCGGUGUGACACGUCGCAGUAUCUUGGAAUUAGCCCGGGAGAGGCUCUCCGAUGGGCCGCUUCAGGUUGACACGGACGACGGGUCGAGCCAGACCGUGGAUCCUUUGGAGGUGGUGGAGGAGCGGUUCACCAUCAAUGAUAUUAUUGAUGCAGCUAAUCAAGGGAGACUCCGCGAGGCGUUCUCAGCUGGGACUGCAUAUUUCAUUGCUCCUAUUUCUUGUAUUGCGCAUGGUACGCAUGAGGUGGAUAUUCCGGUUGACUCUGUGCCGUAUGUCUCUGUGCUGCGACAAUGGUUGUCGGAUAUCAUGUAUGGGAAGGAGAAAAGUCCGUGGACGGAGGUAGUCGAGGAAUACGUUGCUUGA
Aspergillus ibericus CBS 121593 is the source of this 4254-nucleotide messenger RNA. RefSeq lists its product as uncharacterized. The record is from RefSeq and is a predicted model, not a curated record. Bases 1 to 4254 code for a protein of 1417 amino acids. The transcript has 10 exons. Gene Ontology annotation, molecular function: zinc ion binding; oxidoreductase activity; thiamine pyrophosphate binding. NCBI's taxonomy places the organism in Eukaryota, Fungi, Ascomycota, Eurotiomycetes, Eurotiales, Aspergillaceae.